Messenger RNA from Dujonia railenensis, 684 nucleotides. NCBI's taxonomy places the organism in Eukaryota, Fungi, Ascomycota, Pichiomycetes, Serinales, Debaryomycetaceae. The record is from the annotation of a GenBank genome assembly.
AUGUCGAAGAAGGGGUUCCAUAAGUCGUCACAGUUUGAAUUAGUACCUGAAUACAUCGAAAAUGAAAUAAUUCAAUUAUACAAGAGCCUUAAUGAUUCAGACCUAUUUUUCAGUGAUUUACCAAAUUUUUUCAAACGACUAGGCAUUGAAGAGAUUUUCAUAAAGGACAUCAUUAACUGUGUAGAAUAUUUCUAUAAUCAAAUCUAUAGUAAGGAUGAUGUUGAUUUGAAUGUAGCAGAGAAUGCAAAACAAUAUAUAACGCUAAAGGCCGUUAAGAGUUUCACCAUAACUCAAUCGAUAGACAACUUGGACGAUAUAAUUGAUGUGAUCGAUGUACAAAAACUAAUAAAGAACAGUGGGAAAUUGAUAAAGCUUAGGGACAACUUUGAGUUGAUAGUAGAUAGCUGGUCAUUGUUUGUUAAGGCCGGAGACCAAAGCAAUAAGAAUAUUGGAAAGGACGAAAUACUAAACUACAGACUAACAUUACCCCAUCUACAGAAAAUUAAGCAAGAAUUAGGUCUCGAAGAGAGCUUGAGUGAUUCUUCACUAAUUGACAUGCUAGGCUCAUGUGCGACGAGUGGUGAUGACAUUGUAAAUUAUGACUGGGAUAAGCUAAAAGAAGGGAAAUACGUGAAUAUCCGAGACUUUGCCGAGAUCAUGGGUCAACUUGGAGAAUUUGAUUAG